GCCGCCGCCUGCCGCCGCCGCCCGCGUCAUGGCGGCCCCGGCGCUGCCCCCGCUGCCGCCGCAGCUCAAGAGCAUCCAGCACCAUCUGCGGACCGCGCAGGAGCUGGACAAGCGCGAGCCCGUGGUGGCGUACUACUGUCGUUUGUAUGCAAUGCAGACAGGGAUGAAGAUUGAUAGUAAAACCCCAGAAUGCCGUAAAUUUUUAUCCAAACUUAUGGAUCAGUUGGAAGCUAUGAAAAAGCAAUUUGGUGAUAAUGAAGCAAUUACUCAGGAAAUUGUUGGUUCUGCUCAUGUGGAGAAUUACGCCUUGAAAAUGUUUUUGUAUGCAGAUAAUGAAGACAGAGCUGGGCAAUUUCAUAAAAACAUGAUAAAGUCCUUUUAUACUGCAAGUCUCCUGAUAGAUGUUCUAACGGUAUUUGGGGAGCUCUCUGAAGAGAACGCCCAGCACAGGAAGUACGCCAGGUGGAAGGCAGCAUACAUUCAUAACUGCUUAAAGAAUGGAGAGACUCCUCAGCCUGGCCCCAUUGGAAUGGAAGGAGAGAGUUUUGAUGCUGAAAGGGAAGAAGCGGGGUCAUCUUCUGCCCAUAGUGGAGCAACUCCAUCAUCAUCAUCUACAUAUGAAGCUAACAACAUACCAACUAGUAAUUACACUGGCAUACAUAUACCACCAGGUGCCCAUGCACCAGCCAACACUCCAGCUGAAGUACCUCAUAACACAGGAGUGACAAGUAACACCAUUCAGCCUGCUGCUCAGAAUAUUCCUCUAGUUGAUCCUUCCCUUUACAGUGCUCAGUCUGCAGGAGAAGUCCGCUUGACUCCAGAGGACUUUGCCAGAGCUCAAAAAUAUUGCAAAUAUGCUGGCAGUGCAUUGCAGUAUGAAGAUGUGAGCACUGCUGUGCAGAAUCUACAGAAGGCCCUCAAGUUAUUGAUUACAGGGAGAGAAUGAAGCUUUAAUCCAACAGAUUCACGUCUUUUGCCUAAAGAACUAACACUUUGUUACUGUACCUGUUAAGGAAGUGGAGUUACACAGAAAUUCUCAAUCCCAUUACUCAUGACAAUGAAACCACUGUUUCAGUGUCAGAUUAGCAAUUUCUGGUACAGUUGGAAUCUCUGUUUUCAUUUUACAGACAGUGGAGCUUGAAACAUGAAUGCAGUAGCUCAAUGUAUGCAAAGUAUUGAAGAAAGUACUGUGAGCACCACUCAGGAGUUAGAAUUCGUCUUGCAAUAUUUGGUUUAUCGGAAUUGGAAAAUGCUGACUGUAGAAAACUUGAGAAUUAGGAUGUUAUGUUAAAAUUCUUGCUCGUUUAUUAUUGCAAACAAUUAUUUUAUAGGUAUAAUAGCUUUAAAAUGGUAACUAAGAUUAGUGCUUUCCUCCUGAAAUGAGAGCAUGUGAAAAGGCUGACAGGUCCACACUUGGAAGGGCUUUUCUAUACAUAUUUUUUUUUUGUAUUUGUAUUAUCUGAGACUUUAGUCUAAGCUGAGGGAGCCUUGAGGACCUUCAUAUUUAAUUUGAAAAUGUGCUGGAAAAGACAUUUCUUGAUACUUCAGAGGGAGUAAUUUUGAUGGUGUCACAAUCUAGUCCCCCACCGGUAUAUGGACUACUAUAUGUAUUCUCGAUUAUUGGUUCUUGCUCCUUCUGUGUGAACACUUAAAAUUUUGUAUAUGUAUGGUUAAUUAAGAGAAAAUACUAAUAUUUAUCAACAAUGAUCCCAAAACUGGAAGCAGAGAUUCUAAAUAAUUUGAACUUUCAAGAAGGCUUACUGAAAGAACAAAACUGUUCCAUCUCUUUAAGAAGCUGGAAAAAAGCUUAUUCUUCAGCCAUUAAAACUCUAUAGGUUUGUCUCUGGUAUUACUGUCCUAGAGCUUUGUAUUUCCAACUAAUAUUUUUCCUGCCUGCUUUGUUGUGAAGACUUUUUGGACUUGGGAUUUAAUUAAAAUCUCUUCAAAACUGGA
Messenger RNA from Pseudopodoces humilis (Tibetan ground-tit), 1953 nucleotides. It is a transcript of the gene VTA1, whose product is annotated as vesicle trafficking 1. Gene Ontology annotation, biological process: late endosome to vacuole transport via multivesicular body sorting pathway. Lineage: Eukaryota; Metazoa; Chordata; Aves; Passeriformes; Paridae. The record is from RefSeq and is a predicted model, not a curated record. Gene Ontology annotation, cellular component: multivesicular body.